Molecule: messenger RNA, 3571 nt
Organism: Misgurnus anguillicaudatus (oriental weatherfish)
Lineage: Eukaryota; Metazoa; Chordata; Actinopteri; Cypriniformes; Cobitidae
Gene: aff1
Product: AF4/FMR2 family, member 1
Biological process (GO): regulation of gene expression
Cellular component (GO): super elongation complex; nucleus
Source: RefSeq, a predicted model, not a curated record
CCACAUCUAAUAUGGCGGCGGCGCUGAUGUAUGGCAGGAGCGGACCAAAGUGGCCAAUGCGCGCUCUAGAUAUUUCAAAAUCACGUGAUUAAUCAUGACGAUCCACCGAAUACCGGCGGCGCGAGGAACAAACCGACAGAAAACGGAGCGAACAGUGCUCACAUGGAGGAACGUAACGUGUUGCGACAGAUGGAGAGAGAGAGGAGGAACCAGGAGGUGGAGCAGGAGGAGACGCGUUAUGACAGAAUUACUCCUCUAUUCAAUGAGCCAUAUAAGAUAAAUAAGUGUGACGAGCUGUCCGCUCGCAUUCAGAGGAUGCUGGGUAAUUUUGAGGACGGAUGUGAUGUCGGACCCAGGGAACUUUGCUCCGUGUUUCCGUUCGGUCAUUCUGUACAGCUCUUCCGGGCGGACGGGUCUAAUUGCCGAAACUCAUCGGGACACACGGAGGGGUCCACGCCUGCUAGUGAGACCUCACCCGCCUCUUUUGCUCCUUCACAGGGGUCUGUACCGAAGAGCGAGAACUGCGAUUCGAACCGGUUACCGGCACUGUCUCCACCUGCCGACCCGCUGUCCCCUUUGCAGUCCAGCGGCGUGGAUGAGCCGUCUCCUGAACUCUGUCAGGCGGAGCCAUCACAGAUGGAGGCUCCUCCGCCAGCCCACGUCCUCCUGGUUAAUUUGCACUGUAAACCGGGCCUGGUGAACCAACAGAAGCCCACGGCGUACGUGAGGCCGAUGGAUGGUCAGGACCAGAUGACCGCUGCCUCUCCAGAUUUUAAAGCUUCGCCAGACACCUAUGAGCACUUACCUGACCCGAAGAACAGCGGCGUCAGUCCAAACCAGUCUGUGAAGCAGCCGCCACAGUCUGUUGAUAUUGCGUGUCAGGUGGACGACAUACUGAAGGAAAUGACAUCGUGGCCUGAGCUGUUGACAAGCAUUUUUUCACCGAGUACAAGAGAGUCGCUUACGCUCCCCAUCCUUACUGAGGAGCCACAAGCAUUCCCCACUCCCAAAGCUCAUGAAUCAGACAGCGUUGAACAGGAACACCAGGCUGAUUUCAGCAUCUCUAGUACUUCUGACAGCAGUUCAUCAGACAAUGAGAUCGUCAGUCCAGAGAAGAAAGCAGCAGAUGUAAUGUCACCACACACACGGGUCAGGAUAAAAAAAGACUGGCAGUUGAGAAGAUGGUUAUAUUCAAGAGAGAACCAACAGAAUUCUGAGGGCCCUUGUUAUGUCAUCAUGGCCAACUCGCAUGAUUCCCAUGGAAAGACGGAAGCUAUAGGUCAACCGGGUUGCUAUAGUAACCCAACCCAAAUUGAUAUAGAGUCAGAUCACACACAGACUGUGAUGAGCACGUGUGCAGGUGAGAAUUUACAGGUGAAGACCUCACGCCUCGAGAAUUCCCAACGCAAUAAAAACCCAUCCGUACGAAGAGCAAAAGAAAGCAGAAAGAAAACUGAGAAAAGGAGUGUGAGAGUCGCGAGUAAAACACGAGAUCUGUCUAUCUGCGUCACCAAACACACAGAGAGAAAAUUAGCCUGUCGCCCCCUGCUGGUGAAGAUAGAGCUGAACCUGCUCUCCAGAAUCCCACAAGAGCCCAAAACAGCCCCGCCCCUCUCUGGGGUCGUCAAGAGACCUGGCCCUCGAAAACCCACUGGACACAAGAGACCUGCCGAGCGGGAUGAAACGUCUCAAAGAAAAAAAAUGAAAAUGGAAACACCAAAUUCUUCCUCUCAGAACAUCAUCAGCGGAUCAAAAGUCACUGUCAGGUGCGGGACCAUGAAGAAGAGCAGCGUGAAACAGAAACAGAUUCCUCCUGACAGAGAGCAGCAGAAGACAGCAGCUCAUCUGAAGAAAGCCUGCGAGAGCCACGACGCACCUGCGCAGCUGACGUGUCCUUCUGCUUCCAAACCAAGAGUGCUGCUGCAGUUGGACCGCAGGCCACAUUCUGUCGAGGAUCAUAUGAGGGAAGCAAAAAAACUAAAGCACAAAGCAGAUGCAACGCUGGAUAAGAUGUCCAAAGCUCUCAGCUAUCUGGAAGCUGCUCUGUCAUUUGUGGAGAGUGGAGUUGCAAUGGAGACAGACCCCCAAACGCCCAAAUCUGCAUACACCAUGUUCUCAGAGACCGUCGAGCUGAUCAGGUUCAUACUUAAACUAAAGAACUACACAGACCCUACAGCUGCUGCUACCGAGAGAGAUUUCUUAGUUCUGUGUUUGCGAUGCGAGUCUCUGCUACAGAUGGCUAUGUUCCGCUACAGACGAGAUUCAGCGCUCAAAUGCUCACGAACGCUCGUCGAUCAUUUUAAAGUGAGUCAAAUCUCUCUUCAUUUCUUCUUUGAUGUCCUCACACGUUCAUACGUGACCCUGCUUCUGUAUCAGUCUGCAUCUCCCGUGAGCUCCGGUGGGACUGUUGUCAUUCCUCAGGACAUCCAGCAGGUGGCGGCGUCUUACGUAGAGAUUACGGCACUGUUUCUGAACGCUCUGGAUGCGUGGGAUCAGGCGGAUGAAGUCGCUCUCAGAGGAAGCGGUUUGCUGCGAGAGCUGGAUUGUGCCGUUGGUCCUUUGAGUCUCGCGUCUUCUGCGAGCUCAUUGGUGCAGUACGCACGGCACGGCCUUCACUGGAUCAGACUCGAACCCUGAUCUUCUGAUGACGCCACCCUAACCCACAUUAUUUAUUGACACUCCGUGUUUCUCGUACCGAACAUCUUUAUUUUAUUUUGUUUGCUGCGGUCACGUGUUGAGAGUACAGUCAGACACGCUGAGGGUUCGGCCAGGUGCCUUUAUUUUGUGUUUAGCUGAAAGUGAGUUGUGAAGGUCAUGGGACUUUAGCCGCUUUAGUGAACUAGUUAUGAUGCUGCUGUUGAGUUUAGUCCAACUGUAGAACUGAGCCCUGAUAUCUAAACUAUGUGCCUGUUCAAGCAGUGAGUCAUUUAUCGCCAUAUCUUAUUUAAGAGCGUUCAAAUCGUAAGGAGAAGAGUAUAUAUGUUUGUGUAACUGUCUUGCUCGUCUCAAGUGCAGACUUGAUUUCACACAGCUUUCAGGUGUGUCACUUAAGAUAUCAACGUCUCUUCUCAUUAGUUAAAUCAGUAUUCCUGUCUCUAUCAGUCUGUUCUCCUUUUAACCUCGGAGAUUUCCUGCAAGUCUCGGUUGAAAUAAUGAACUUUUGGAAACGUGUGAAAUAUUAACAUAAAAUAAAUUUUUUGCAGAAAAUAGAUUUUGUAAAACCGAAGGAAACUCUUCUCUGAAAGUUUAAAAUGAAAGCGUUUUGUAUUCUGCAUUUUGUUUGGACCAAUAUCUUUAUUUUUCUUUCAUUCAUGUACGAUGUGUAGAAGACUGGGGGAAUAUUUUGUGUUGUGGGGUUUUUUUAGGGUUUGAUGUAAUGUCUCAGGAUUUGUAUCAGCUGAGUUUUGGGAAGUUCCUCUUCCAUCUGCCAACUUUAUGAAACCUCCUUUUGAGGAUUUGUACAUGUUUUCAUGAUAUAUUUUGUAAAGCCAGAAAUGUAAACUAAGUGCAUAUUUAUUUCAAAUUAAUUUCAAGAAGGAACUGUACAAACAAAUAAACAUUGGCACAUCAA